This is a messenger RNA of Prosopis cineraria, 1094 nucleotides long. Its product is annotated as vesicle-associated membrane protein 724-like. NCBI's taxonomy places the organism in Eukaryota, Viridiplantae, Streptophyta, Magnoliopsida, Fabales, Fabaceae. The record is from RefSeq and is a predicted model, not a curated record. Gene Ontology annotation, biological process: vesicle-mediated transport. Gene Ontology annotation, cellular component: membrane. Bases 123 to 794 code for a protein of 223 amino acids. The transcript is spliced from 5 exons.
CUCCAAGUUCUCUGCCACUGUAGAGCAGAAUAGCCACAACCCCACGCCAAGCUCUCUCUCUCUCUCUUUCUGUGUAGCUAUAUAUCUAUAGCUGAGCUUCGAGCAGUCUUUGGUUGAGAGCAAUGGGGCAGGAAUCUUUUAUAUAUAGCUUCGUCGCUCGGGGGACGAUGGUCUUAGCUGAGUACACUGAGUUCACCGGCAACUUCCCGGCGAUUGCAGCUCAGUGUCUUCAGAAACUACCUUCCUCCAACAACAAGUUCACUUACAAUUGUGACCGCCACACCUUCAAUUUUCUACUCGAGGAUGGUUACGCUUACUGUGUUGUUGCAAAGGAAUCUGUUAGCAAGCAGAUCUCCAUUGCUUUCCUAGAACGUGUCAAAGCAGACUUUAAGAAAAGAUAUGGUGGUGGAAAAGCAGAUACAGCUGUUGGCAAAAGUCUCAACAAGGAGUUUGGACCGGUUAUGAAAGAGCAUAUGAAGUAUAUCAUAGACCAUGCUGAGGAGAUUGAAAAGCUAAUAAAAGUGAAAGCUCAAGUUUCAGAAGUUAAAAGUAUAAUGUUAGAGAACAUCGACAAGGCUAUUGACAGAGGAGAAAAUCUAACCAUCCUUGCGGACAAGACAGAAACAUUGAAGUCACAGGCCCAAGAAUUCAAAAAGCAAGGAACACAGGUCCGUCGGAAGAUGUGGUACCAGAACAUGAAAAUCAAGUUGAUUGUUCUUGGAAUUUUGUUGUUUUUAGUCCUCGUUAUCUGGCUCUCUGUUUGCCACGGAUUUGACUGUACAAAUGACCCGUGAUCUUUCAGUUUAUAUAUUGGUUCUUUAUAAUGGUGUCUACAUGUAGUGAAUAGGGAAGAAAAUCUGGUUUGAAGGGGGAUUUUGGCCACUAAAAAGAAAAGGUUUACUACCAUCUUUGCUGGCCGGUAUCCUGUAGUAUUUACAAAUUCUUAAAAAGAGGAAUGAGAAUGUCACUAUAUCAUGUGCUGGAAAAAUUACUGUGUUGUAGUUUUCUUUUUCUUUUUUUUUUAAGUACGAAAAUUGUAAUUUUUGUUUCACAGUUUUGAUCUUGAACCAUGUGAUUUUGGCUCCCCUGUUGAA